UUUUCAGUACCGAAAAUAGAGGCAAGGUACUCUGCCAUUUCGGAGGUAAAAUUUAAAAAAAAUAAUCGGUUUUACGAUUGACUAAUGAUCAAUAAAUAUGUAUUGAAGUGUUAUUUAUUUAUAAAAUGUAUCAGUUGUGAUAAAAAUCCAUGGAUAUUAAUAAUAGAUAUGUGGAAAUAUGAAAAACACGCGGAAGCUGUUGACGAAGUUGUGUUUUUCAGGUUAACUGCUGAUAAACCAACGGCUUUAUAUUUUGUCGGGUGUGUUGUGAAGCCGGCGAGAGUUGAAGGGGGCAUCAUUUUAAUUGAGCCGAGCUCGGCCGAGUUGACUCGAAUGUUUGGCGCGAAUUUUUAAGUGUCGGAGCAGAAUGACACUUGGCUUUGUAACAUCGAUAACCCAAGCUAAGUAGCACCGAGUUAACUUUAAGAUGCCUUAAAGAUGUCUUUUAAAAGGACAAGACAAUUUUUUUUUGUCUCAAAGUCAUCUUUUUUCAAAGUAGUAAUUUAAACCGUGAAGUUAAUAAUUUAUUCAUAAAUAUCUAAACAGGAAUUUAAAAAUUAAAAUGGACGGUGAUCUGUUUCAACAUUUAUUUGAAUCAAUUUUUAAAAAAACAAAUGAUCCGAUAGUACUAGAAAAACUAAAACGAGUUAAUAUUAAUUGGAAAAAACCUAUCGAUAAAAUUCUUGAAACAACGGAUGUAUGGAAAAGCGCAUGUUUGAAUGAAAUCCCAUCAGAACCAAUCACCCGUAUGACUACAAGAUUAUUUCCGAUGGUUCAUUUCGAAAAUUAUCAUCAACUUGAAGACCGUAUACUCUGGCGUUCUCUUUACAUUUCCUAUAGAAAGUCGAUGAUACUCUCAAAACUUCAAGUUUCAAUCCAACUUAAUUAUGAACUUCCUAAAUUUAUAAUUUCAUCUGAAUACAUCGUCUCGUUUACAAGUUGCGAUAAAUACAUUGCUGUUGGAAGUAUCAAAGGAAUAAUUUGGAUAUUUAAUAUUAAUCAAUUAAGUGAACUUGAGUGUACAGUAGAUUUUAAAGAACCGGUAAAAGACAUCAAAUUUUGGUUUUCUGAUACCGGUGAGCUAUUUUUAGUUGCAAUUAUUUUACCUGAUUACGUUAAAUUUUGGAAUCUUGUUCGCAUGGUUGAAGUUCCGUGUAUCGGUAAUGCUAAGGGGUCAUAUAUAUGCUCCGGUACAAUCGAUAGAUUAUUUAUUAUGAACUACGGACGUUUAUAAGAAUACAAAAAUACUGAUGAUGGUAUUGCAGCAUAUCCUAUAAUGGAGCGAUUAGAAGAAGGUUUGAACACCAUUAAAUUAUUCACAGAAAACAACAAAGUAAGUUUUAUAAAUGAAAAUGAAUUUUGAAAAAACAAUAAUUAGAUUUGUCAUGUAGAGAAGGUCAGAGUAGAAGACACCCCUGGAGAAAAUUUUUCGGACUUCUGUCUGAAAAACUCAGUUCUAGAGUUCUAAAGACUUUUUCGGACAGAAGUCCGAAAAAUUUUCACCAGAGACAUAAAAAAAGGAUUUCUUGUCACAAAGAAUUUUUAUUCACUCCAAGAAAAUUUUUGCAAUAUAAAUUAAAAAAAAAAUUUAUUUCGAGACGAGAAAUAAUUUUCGUGGAGCAAGAAAAAAUUUCUUAAAGCGAGAACAAAAUUCCCG
This is a messenger RNA of Microplitis mediator, 1657 nucleotides long. RefSeq lists its product as uncharacterized. NCBI's taxonomy places the organism in Eukaryota, Metazoa, Arthropoda, Insecta, Hymenoptera, Braconidae. The coding region runs from base 563 to 1234 and encodes 223 amino acids. The record is from RefSeq and is a predicted model, not a curated record. The transcript is spliced from 4 exons.